This is a messenger RNA of Neurospora crassa OR74A, 1727 nucleotides long. RefSeq names its product 4-nitrophenylphosphatase. The record is from RefSeq and is a predicted model, not a curated record. Bases 492 to 1412 code for a protein of 306 amino acids. NCBI's taxonomy places the organism in Eukaryota, Fungi, Ascomycota, Sordariomycetes, Sordariales, Sordariaceae. Gene Ontology annotation, molecular function: phosphoglycolate phosphatase activity; alkaline phosphatase activity. The transcript is spliced from 3 exons.
CGACAAUCGUGUGGCUUUGAUGAAGCACUCGCUGAGGACUACAUGAGUAAGCAGUGGACACUGACAGACUUCAUCUUGCGGCACCUUCCAUGUGUUCUGGCGAUCGUUUGCCUAACCAGGACCAACGAGCGCCAGCUUGUUCAGUUGUUUGUUGGCGCUUCGUUUUGGCAGCUUUCCACUGGCCCCGAAUUACCUAGAUCCAUUUUGGGCGCCGCAACCAUGCCAAUGACCAAUCAUGUCGUGACUCUGGAAGCGGCAGGCGCAGGAACGGGGCGGCGGCCGGGCUCGGAGAUGCUGUGAGAGUCACGAUCGCCACGCCUUGGAGACGUGGUCAAGUCCACAGUAUCUGAUUCAGUGAGCAAUCACUACUCCUUCAGAAAGCCUCGAACGAACAUCUCCGAAAAGUUACCUAGGUCAAUCCUCCACUUGGCGCCCAUCCUCUUUUUGAUUCAAAAGCUAUUUGCGUUCAGAACAUACCUAGAAACCCUACCAUGGCGCAGCCGAAAUACCUAAGUGGCGACGUUGCCGCCAUCAACGAGUUCAUUGACAAGUUCGAUGUGUUUUUGUUCGACUGCGAUGGUGUUCUAUGGUCUGGAGAACAUGUUUUCGAGGGUGUUGUCGAGACGCUCGAGUUGCUGAGAUCAAGAGGCAAGAAGACGGUGUUUGUCACCAACAACUCAACAAAGUCUCGUCCCGAGUAUAAAAAGAAGUUUGAGGGCUUAGGAAUCCCAGCAGAUGAAGAUGAGAUCUUUGGCUCCGCAUAUUCUUCUGCCAUCUACAUCUCAAGGAUUCUGAAGCUGGCGCCGCCCAAGAACAAGGUCUUUGUUAUUGGAGAGGCAGGCAUCGAGCAGGAGUUGACGACCGAGAACAUCCCCUUCAUCGGUGGCACCGACCCAUCCUUCCGGAGAGACGUCACAGUAGAAGACUUCAAUGGCCUUGCGGACGGAUCUCUACUCAACCCUGAGGUCGGCUGUGUGCUCGUGGGCUUAGACUGGCACAUCAACUACCUGAAGCUGUCGCAUGCAUACCAAUACCUUCGCCGUGGCGCCGUGUUUCUGGCCACGAAUGUGGACUCGACCUUCCCCAUGAACAACAACUUCUUCCCCGGCGCAGGCUCCAUCAGUGUUCCGCUGGUUCACAUGACGGGACAGGAACCCGUGGCGCUCGGAAAGCCUAGCCAGGCCAUGAUGGAUGCCAUCGAGGGCAAAUUCCACCUGGACCGCGCACGGACGUGCAUGGUGGGAGAUCGGCUCAACACCGAUAUCAAGUUCGGCAUCGAGGGACGGCUGGGUGGCACGCUUGCAGUCCUGACGGGCGUGAACAAGAAGGAGGACUGGGAGGCGGCGGAUGCGGUUGCUGUGCCAUCGUUUUACGUCGACAAGCUUAGUGACCUUAGGGCUGCAGCGCAAUAAAGGUGGAGAACCAGGAACUGGUGAUGUACAGGGUGCGGAUAUGAGGAGCUACGGAAGCCUGGUAAGACCGGGGGCUAUAGAUGCUAGAAUAGACGGCGUGGACUUUUUGGCCAUAUUUUGCUCUAAUAGAGAGCAAGCAUAGAAGAAAUUGAGGCAGCCAAUGGAAUAGACUAGAACAAGUGAACGAUUCGAGACCCGGCCACAGGAACACAAAGACGGCCGGGAAGGGAAUAACAAGGUCCUGCUUGUCCGUCUGCCAUCACGUCCCCCUAUCGCUGGUUUGAUUAUGAUAGUUAAUGAGGAAUGACAACAUGG